UCAUCUCCACCCUCCUCACCAACAUCUCCUCCCUCUGCAUCAUCAUCUCCUCCCUCUGCAUCAUCAUCUCCACCCUCCUCACCAACAUCUCCUCCCUCUGCAUCAUCAUCUCCUCCCUCUGCAUCAUCAUCUCCACCCUCUGCAUCAUCAUCUCCACCCUCCUCACCAACAUCUCCUCCCUCUGCACCAUCAUCUCCUCCCUCUGCAUCAUCAUCUCCUCCCUCUGCAUCAUCAUCUCCACCCUCUGCAUCAUCAUCUCUUCCCUCUGUAUCAUCAUCUCCACCCUCUGCAUCAUCAUCUCCACCCUCCUCACCAACAUCUCCACCCUCUGCACCAUCAUCUCCACCCUCUGCAUCAUCAUCUCCACCCUCUGCAUCAUCAUCUCCACCCUCCUCACCAACAUCUCCACCCUCUGCAUCAUCAUCUCCACCCUCCUCACCAACAUCUCCUCCCUCUGCACCAUCAUCUCCUCCCUCUGCAUCAUCAUCUCCACCCUCUGCAUCAUCAUCUCUUCCCUCUGUAUCAUCAUCUCCACCCUCUGCAUCAUCAUCUCCACCCUCCUCACCAACAUCUCCACCCUCUGCACCAUCAUCUCCACCCUCUGCAUCAUCAUCUCCACCCUCUGCAUCAUCAUCUCCACCCUCUGAACUGCAGCUUUGA
Messenger RNA from Melanotaenia boesemani (Boeseman's rainbowfish), 660 nucleotides. RefSeq names its product putative protein TPRXL. The record is from RefSeq and is a predicted model, not a curated record. NCBI's taxonomy places the organism in Eukaryota, Metazoa, Chordata, Actinopteri, Atheriniformes, Melanotaeniidae. The transcript has a single exon. The annotation marks the transcript as partial.